AUGUGGCCUGCAGUUGAACGCUCUCACACUGCUGUUAUAUAGUUGGUGACUUGAUUAUAAAACGCUUAGUUAGGAUGUAAAUAUCAUAUCAUUGUGUGAAUGAAUGAAUAGCAAUGUAAGCACUUACUGGUGCUACCCAGAGAGUAGCUCUCUCUUUCUAUCCUCACUGGUGCUACCACAGCUCAAUUAAGAUUACUAAGCUUACUGUGUUUCACCAAUAUUGUAGGUUCAAAUUCCACAAAUGGAUGAAUUAAUAACCAUGAAUAAUAUCGUAAUGCCAUUAGUUUCUGAUAGGCUAUACAUAUUUUUUUUUCUAUGCCACACAUAUAUAAUACCAAACUUGUCUUAAACUUAUGCAUCGUAAAUUUGUUUAUCUUAACAUAGGUCAUAGCUGAAAUUAUGAUUGUUUACGUUGUUAUGAAUAGGUAAACAUUUUAUUUUAAUUAUUUUAUUCACAAUCACAAUCAUAAUUAAAAUAUGAUUGGGAAAAGACAACAGGCAUAGCCCAAAACUGUCUUCUCCCAAAUUUUUUACAAAUAAAAGUCUCCAAAAAGGAGGUUAGAUUCCACUUUUCACUUCAAAAAGUCCAAUUUACACUUCAAAACUAAUGCCUAAACUAAAAAUUUUAAAUUUUGAUAUUUUAAAACUAAUUAACAUAGUCGAACUUAGUCUCUGUUGUGCAAUGCAAGAUGCAUUGAAAUUGCUUCAGAGUCAAGUUUGCAAUCUGUGCUUGGGCUUUAUUUUAUCAGACCGCUGACCUAUUCAAGCCUUCACUCUUUUUUGUUCAACAUAAUUUUCUUUUCAUCUAUGGGUUAUUGUCAUCUAAAAGAAAAACAUAAAAAUAGUAGUAACGCUUUUCUUCCUCUCCUGCUUUAACAUGUUAAAUUAGUGAAACGAAAUAGUUACAUUUCUACUAUAAUAAUUACUAUAAAUAACGGCUGUCACGUUGGGAUGCCGAUCAUAAGGCACUAGAAGGUGGAUGAUAAGAGAAUCGUUUGAUGAACUUGAUGUAUCUCUAAUAAGAUGCACAGAGUGUGCUGAUAUAUUUGACUUUCAUGGUAAAUUUAGUAAUAGAGAUUCUAUGGGAAACGGCAGUGGCAUGGGCUUCUCGGUCAUUCAUCAGAACAUACGUAGUUAUAGACGUAACUUUGACGAAUUUUCAACAGUAUUACAGGGAUUAGGGCAUAAGUUUAACUGCAUAAUAUUAACUGAGGCAUGGCUUAACGACGACAGCCAUCCAAUUAACAUUUCAGGUUACCAUUCUUUUAGAUCAUUCAAUAAUCUGAACCAGAGCGAUGGGUUGGUGGUCUACAUCGAUGAAGGACUUCCAGUCACUUGCAAUGAACUGGUACUGGGCGGUCUGGCCACCUGUCUCUCUCUCACCUUUACCUGGGCGGGGGCGGCAUGCGAAAUUCUAGCUGUCUACCGCAGCCCCAGCACUAAUCUAACUACAUUCAUAAACGCGUUAAACGUAUAUUGCAAUGAACAAUCGCCAGGUGUCGUCCGAAUUCUGGCAGGUGAUUUCAAUUGCGAUACGUUGAAUGUUGCCCCUGGCUCUGUUGAGGAGCAUUAUAUCGAUAUUUUGAGUGACGCAGGAUUUGUGCCCUGUAUUGACAAGGUUACACGGCCGGCCAGCGGAACCUGUAUUGACCACUUUUUUGUCAAGCUUCCGCGUUUCUUCAAUGCAUCUUCUGUUAUUCUGCAGUCCUCGGUUACCGAUCACUAUGCUAUUUGCUUGAAUAUAUUAUCGACAAAAACUCAUAAGCCGCCUAAUACAGAUAGAGUCAUUAUUAAAACAGACUGGAAAAAGGUGAGGAACACACUUUCUAGUCACAAUUGGAAUAGAGUCAUUGAACAAAACAACGUUGACAAUGCAACAGAUAUUUUCAUUGAAUCGGUACAAAACAUAAUUGCCGAAAAAUCACAUGAAGUAAAAGUUUCAUCUAGAAAUACUCAACUCAAACCAUGGAUAACUGCUGGACUAGUAAAUUCUAUUCGACAUCGUGAUAAACUCAGAAAAAAACUCAAUAGACAACCAUUUAACUAUCUCCUUAGAAAUGAGUUUACUCAAUAUAGAAAUAUGCUACAUUCAGCAAUCAAGCGAGCCAAGUAUAACUAUUACAAAAACAAAGUUGAAGAAGCGACUGGUAACCCUAGAAAAUUUUGGUCGGUUAUAAACGAAAUCUCAGGUCGUAUAGAUAAUAGUAAAUCAUUCCCCGUUAGUGCAUUCUCCCGCCCUGGUGAAGUCAUCGACUCUCAAAAAACUAAAGAAAUUGCCAACCAAUUUAAUCAAUAUUUUGCCAAAGUUGGGACAAACCUAGCAAAUUCUAUAAUAACCCAGGAUGCACCAGUAGUGAGAGAUGAUGAACAUGCUGCGGACUCUGAAUUUCAACUGCAACCGGUCUCAAGGCAGGAAUUGGAGGAGGUAGUGAAGAGUUUGAAAGGGCGAUCAGCUCCAGGUUGUGAUGGAAUCCCUACUAGAGUGAUUAAAAACAAUAUUGACAUAUUAAUACAUCCUAUCCUACAUAUAGUCAAUUUAAGCAUUCUGGUUGGACACUUUCCUUGCGCUCUCAAAACAGCCAGAGUAAUACCUAUUUAUAAAUCAGGCCCCAAAGGCAUAUUCUCCAAUUACAGACCUAUUUCUUUGUUGGCAACAUUAUCUAAAAUAAUCGAAAAGUGUAUAAAAAUACAACUGACUAAGUAUUUAAACGAGUACAAUCUCAUCUCCAACUCACAGUAUGGUUUUCAAAAGUCCAAAAAUACAUCUGAUACUCUUUUCAAUAUGUCUAGGGCUAUCUCAAGUAGUAUUAAAUCAAGAAGAAAAGUACUGAUAACCUUUUUGGACUUGGCAAAAGCCUUUGAUACAGUUGACAGGAGAAUUUUAAUAAAAAAACUUGAAUCAUUGGGGAUAAAAAAUAUCUCUCUCCGAUGGUUUAAGAGUUACUUUCACAAUCGACAGCAAUCAGUUUGCAUAAAUGGUGAAAAUAGUGAUAAAGAGAAUGUUGAGUAUGGGGUAGUCCAGGGAAGCACCCUUGGGCCACUGCUAUUCCUAAUCUAUAUCAACAAUCUGUCAAAACUAGUAGGUGUCAAUAGCGCUAUCAACAAAAUGCAGGACACUCUCGCACUGCUUGCAUCUGAUAAUGAAUCACAUAAGUCGGAGUUUUUGAAAAUUAGGGAAGAAAAUGACAAGCUGAAAAAGACUGUUCAUCUUCUUGAUGACAAAAUCAAAGAUAUGGAACAGUUUAGCAGAAAAGACAACAUAGAAAUUACAGGUGUUCCGUACAACCGAGGUGAAGAUUUAUAUGGUUUGUUGGACAGAAUCGCUGCCGUUAUUGAUGUCAACUACAACAUAAACUUUAUUUCAACCGUGCACCGCUUAGGCGUGACUAACGAACGUCCCAAUCCACCUAUAAUUGUCAAGUUCAUAUCUAGAGACUACAAGUCUUCGUGGAUAGGAGCUGCACGGGCCAAUCGCAAGAAACUGACAGCUGCUUCGCUAUCCAUCAACUGGCCCCCAACCUCUGUGUACGUCAACGAGCAUCUUUCCCCAACCAACAAAUUCAUCCUAUCAUUCAAUAAUCUGAACCAGAGCGAUGGGUUGGUGGUCUACAUCGAUGAAGGACUUCCAGUCACUUGCAAUGAACUGGUACUGGGCGGUCUGGCCACCUGUCUCUCUCUCACCUUUACCUGGGCGGGGGCGGCAUGCGAAAUUCUAGCUGUCUACCGCAGCCCCAGCACUAAUCUAACUACAUUCAUAAACGCGUUAAACGUAUAUUGCAAUGAACAAUCGCCAGGUGUCGUCCGAAUUCUGGCAGGUGAUUUCAAUUGCGAUACGUUGAAUGUUGCCCCUGGCUCUGUUGAGGAGCAUUAUAUCGAUAUUUUGAGUGACGCAGGAUUUGUGCCCUGUAUUGACAAG
Molecule: messenger RNA, 3916 nt
Organism: Nilaparvata lugens (brown planthopper)
Lineage: Eukaryota; Metazoa; Arthropoda; Insecta; Hemiptera; Delphacidae
Exons: 3
Source: RefSeq, a predicted model, not a curated record